GUUCAGCCAGUCCGCGGCUGCACUGUCUGUCAUUCGUUCAAUCAGGGCGCUUGUCUGUAGUCUUAUUAUUACAUAUUAUUCAAUACCUAGUAAAUACCACUUUGUGUUGAUAAAAUGGUUUUCUUAACGUGUUUCUGUGCCAUUGGAUUGAAAGUGAUGUGAGCAAGAUACUAUGUUGACAAUCAAUCGGUGAUUACUGUUCGGGAUAACACAUUGCGUUCUAACAUUAAUAUGGUAUAAAAAUGUGUGCAUAGUGCAGUGUCUAAUGCAAUGAGUUCGUCUGACGGAGCGGGCACGCGACUCGGCAUGCAGGCGGCUAUAUCAGGUCAGAUAGGUAUCGGGAGUCCGGAGUUCGGGAUGGCCGUGAGCGUGCCGCCGCCGCAGAUGGCCUUCGACUUGCACGCCGUCAGCUGCGGCGACUCCUCCUCGGAGUCGCGCUCGCCGGACCUGCCGCCGGCCAAGGCGAGCGAUCGCGAGUCGCGCAUCAUAGCGGAGAAGCAGCGCCGGAGCCAAUACAACUCCCAAAUACAAGUGAUGACGUCCUUGUUGACGGACAUCGUGCACUCGCAGCGCAAGGUGGACAAGACGAGCGUGCUGCGCCUCGCCGCCAAUAAGCUGCGUAACGAACAUGUGUUCGGCGAUACUAUUACCUGCGGCCAUGUCGAAACUUGGUCUCCCGCUUUCCUAAAAUUUUUUGAUCUCCUCGGCGGCUUCAUGAUAUCAGUCACGUGCCGCGGCCGUAUUUUUAACGUCUCACCUAACGUACAAGAGAAAUUAGGCUAUUGUCAUGUAGACCUGUUGGGCCAGGAUAUUUACAAUUAUAUACAUCCUGAAGAUACAGCCAUUCUACGUCAGCACAUCUAUCCUCCUGAACUUCAGAAGGGUUGUGACAACUCAUUCAUAGAGCAACGCCAUAAUUUCACAAUUCGGAUAGUAAGGGCAGGCGCUAGGUCCGAUCCACCCAGGUAUGAGCGGUGCCGACUAGAUGGUACACUCAGACGUGCGGACAGAGCCACAGCAGUGGGGGUCCAGGAUGAACAGAUUAUUAGAAGGCAAAGAGUCAGGCACAACCGCACUUUCUCAUCGAGUGGAAAUGAUUUUGUAUUUAUUGGCAUGGUACAUGUCGUGACAAACAACAUGCCACCUCGCAUCAUGUUGCCCACAGCAUACUCGGAAUACUGGACCAGGCACCUGAUAGAUGGGCGCAUAGUGCAAUGUGAUCAGAGCAUAUCCUUGGUGGCUGGGUACUUGACGGAGGAAGUUACAGGCACAUCUGCCUUCUUUUUCAUGCACAAAGAUGAUGUGCGAUGGGUAAUUUGUGUUCUGCGACAGAUGUAUGAUCAAAGUCGGGAAUUUGGUGAGUCCUAUUACAGACUGAUGUCUCGCACAGGCCAAUUCAUAUACAUGAGAACUAGAGGUUUUUUAGAAAUUGACAGGGACACAAAGAAAGUACAAAGCUUUGUAUGCGUUAACAGUGUAAUAGGGGAUGACUAUGGUCGUAGAAUGAUGGAGGAGAUGAAACGAAAGUACUCUGUGAUAGUGGAUAUGAGCCAGGAGCAAAAUGAAAAGGUCACAGUUGGUGAUGAUGCACCAGUGGAGCACCCAAAAAAGCUAGAGCGUAUUGUUAUGCACUUAGUAGAACCUUCUGCAAUUGAAGGCUCAGAGGAGCUAAAGUUGGUGCCUCCUUCAAAGGAGAACAUUAUUUCUGCCAUUAAGAAUAGUGAAAAGAUAGUUGAAGAGACAGGUGUGAGGUUUGACUGUCGGAAACGGAAAAUAAACUCUUUCCAAAGUGAUCAAAGUGAUGCUUUAAAAAGGCACAGUGGACUUAUGGAAUAAUCUGAUCUGUUUACAGACAUUCACAGAUGUAAGUUAACUAUUUAGGGACAUUCCUUGUGGGGAUGAUGACCAAUGUUAAAGAUUGACGUUUUUUGGCAGCAAUUUGAUCCUCUAGUUUUUUUUUUAAUUUAAGUUUGGUCUCUGACAUAACUGAUCUCAGAGCAAUCAAAAAGCGUUAAUAUAGUUGUUUUCAAAUUCAUAUUAAUAUUUUUUAUAAAUUUUUAUUUAACUUGAUAUUUUUCUUUGACUGGCUGAAAUUGAAUAUUUUAGUAAUUAUGAAGGAUUGAAGGUACUGGAACUAGAUAUUAUUAAUAAGCUUUCUAUGUAAUUUUAUACAUAAAUGGGAUAGUUAAGUUAAAAAUGUAGAUAUUAAGAAAAUCAAUUAUAUGUGGCAUUCAAUAAUGAGUUUUUGAAAUGAACCUUAUUUGUAUAGAGCAAGGUUGUUAUUGCAACUGAAUUGAGUGAGAUUUGAACUAGUGAUGGUUUCACUCAAAUUGUAGAAGCAUGUACCUAUCUACUGUUGUACCUAUUGGCAUAUAAUAUUGAUAUGUUAAUCCUUAAGCCAAUAGUAAAUAUAGGUAAUCUAAGUAGAGGCAAUGUCAGGGUUGAUUUUUAUUUUGUCGUUUUUUUCCCUUAGAUUUGGAUAAAAAUUUGCCGGUUUUUGAAAAGCUCCUCAUUCCAGGCGGGAUAAAUACGAAAUACUUGUGUCAUAUAAUCAAAAAACUGUAUAUAAUUUUCCCUUGAGUUACGAAAAUACCAUAGUUUUUCGUAACUUAGUUUUUUAAGACUUUUUAGGGCAUAUGGUGAAAUAACGCGUAGGUACAGAAUAGGAAACUAUCUAUUCACGAAAUUUCAUGGAAGUUUGUCGAAAACCAAAAUUCACCAAAUAAAAACCAGCCCAUCAAAGAUAUGCCUACAUUUUUGCCAUAUCAUUAUAACAAUGCAAUAAAUGUCAAAGUGUAAACUUAUCUUUGAUAUCAACUUGCCUACUCUUGUUCCAUUAACAGCACAUCAUUUUAUGGCGAGAGUUGACCAAUACCUACACAUGGCCAUUGUUAUGAUUUACAUAGUACAACCACACUUCUACAUAAUGAAUAUUACUAUUCACUAUCAAUAGUAAUAUAGGUACUUAGUUAGGUGUGUCUGAAACGCAAUGAUCUAACGUUUAUCAGUUUCCCGUUCAGUUAAUUUUAAUGUUAUUUAAUAAAAGCUCUGCAAAUAUCAAUUUUAUUUUAUUUUUGAAUUUGUGCCAAAUGUUAUUGCAUAAUGAUUAGUAGAAUAGAUAUGGGAUAUAAAUAAAUUUAUAGGUAACUUAUGACGCAGGUCUUUACUUAUCUUUCGCCGAAUGUAUCUACGUAUACCUACAGUCAGCAGCAAAAGUUGCUUGUGGGUGAGGUGUUAAAAAUGAUUUUGACGUGGCUUUAUUUUUAGGAGAAUAAGAGCGUGUCAAGGUAAUUUUGAACACCUCGACGGCUUAGUAACUUUUGCUGCUGACUGUACCUAAACUACUGCUAUUAAAACUUGAUACCUAAAUACUAAAUAUGCUAGCAUAUUUGUUCAGAACUGAAUUAUUAAUUUCUCUAACAGUAAUUAACAAUUCUUCAAGAGAUUUAACAUCGAGUCAAGUGAUUCGAUGUACUGUACAAUCAUUUAUUCUGCACAUAAGUAUGUGCAGAAUAAAAUGUACAGUAAAAUGAACAACAAAUGAUUUUGUACAAUUUGUAUUGAAAUCCGUCAUAUAUUACAUUUUGCCGAUUUAAAUAAUUGUAAGCGCUGUAAGUUGUUGAGUUUUUUUCAUGUAAAAACUAAUUUCAUGAGUUUCAUGACUGCUGUAAAAAAUAAUUAAUUACUUAUUGUCAACUAGCCUAUUUAGGCCAAAAAUAUGUGCAGUUUUAUGAUCUUAUUUUAUGAUUGUGCAGAGAUUUAGCUGAAUUUGUCUUUCUGUACCUGAAAAUUUCGGACACGGAAGAAUUUAGAUCCCAAUUUGGAAACCUGCCAUAAAUAUGUCAUGUCGAGGGCUGCUCAUGCCGAUGUAACUGACAAUCCACAGGGGCGUAUUUACCCUAGGGCCAUCCGGGCCAUGGCCCGGUACGCCAAUCCGCCACGGGCGGCGUAUGCCGCCCCUGGCGUCUUGCUUUUUGUUAUUCUUCCUUGACUUUUGGGGCGGCAAACUUAUUGCCAAGGCGCCAAAUUUCAAAUUACGCCCCUGCAAUCUAUGUAUCUUAAUUGUGUUAAUUAAUUGUUGACAAUCCAUGUAAUUUAAUGUAUCUUAAUUGCUCAAGCUUGGUGUCAUUACUUUUCGGGAACAGAAGAUACGGCUAUGUUAUAUGACAAAUUGUUUGGUAUCGUUUACAAAUUAGAGGCUGAAAAUCAGUCGACCUCCAUUGAUCUGUUUUUUUAAUUUCUUCCAACACCUAUAAAGGGCCUAUUCCGUUUUCAUACACAACAAGAGGUAGUCUAUGGUAUCAUUGGUAUCCCAGGGAGUUUUUAGGCUAGUAGAGAUAAUAUUGAGGGGGUAAUUCUAGGUACAGAAACGGUGGCCUAAAUCGUUAUUCCAACGAAGUAUUUAUUGGUGUUUUACUUCAUAAAACACGAUAAUACCUAUAAGUGUUUAUUAAUGCACAUUGCACGUAGAUGGAUUCACGACGCUUAGUUCAUUGACCUUAUAAACAUGGUAGUGUAUACGUAGAGAUCAGCUUUGAAUAAUAAGAUUGUUUCAAACCGUUUUUUAAUGCUAGACCAUUUAGGUAUACUGGCAGGUAUUUUUUGUACGCAACGGGUAGUAAAACUUGUGGUCUACGCUAGACAACGUUAAAUUUGUGGUUUUGUGGGGCCCACUCAUCGUUUUUUUUUGUGUGAGACUGGUAGAGCAAAGCUCUAGGCGAUUUACGUUUUGAUUCAGUAGAGUAGAUAAUGUCAAUAAAUUAAAGUGACAAAUUUAACACCUAAGUUCCAAGUUGGAAAGCUUGAAAUUUUUGCUACAUUUGGGAUUCUUUCUCAUUAUCUUGGGGCUUUUUUUCCCCUUUUUUGGCCCGGCAUUUGGCCCGAUGUGAGGACGGAUUGGGGUUAAUAUCUGGGAACAAUAAAAUUGUCGCUUAGUUCCCUCAAUACGCCACCUUUGAUUUAAAAAUCGAUUCUGAUGAUUUAAAUGGAAUACAAUUGACGGCUUUAGUAGGUACCCCUGAAAAUGGGAGUAGGUACUUAAGGCAACUUAGGGCUUGCGUUAGGGGUAAUCUUAUCCUUUGGACUGUUAGAUAUCAGAAGUAUGGCGAAUUUAUAGCAACGAUGUCAGGGUCACUUAACGAUUAGGAACUAAUGUAUCGACCUGUGCUUUUAAUAAUACACUUAGUGAUUAAUACAUAUAAAAAGGUUGGUUUACAAAUUAUGAAUGCUGUCAUAUCUUGGGUACAAGAAAGUCAAAAAAAGAGAAAAUAAAUAAUGUGGCAUUUUCCAGAUACAAGGCAUCUCUUUCUCGGUUGUUAAUCGUCACACAUAGCCUUUAAUUAAAGAAAUAGCGAUUUAACCACAAACGUUUUUAAAACAUGACGCUAUUACUCAGUAAUCGUUUGACUUGACAUCCGACAAAAUGGUAUCUUGAGGCAAAGAUCAACACAAGUAAAUAAGUAUGUAUAGAUAUGGUGCUGGUGGUUUAAUUAACUGUCACCCGGAAAUAAUAGCAGCUGUAUUCCCAAUUUAAACAGUGAUUAUUAAUUCAUACCUAGUUCUCGUUACCACUUAAAACUUUUUGAGUCUCACCUCUACUACCAACUCUACCUUUUAUGUAAGUUGUGAGAGUAUAUGGACCUUAUUGGAAGAGAUGGGUUCGGGCGAGUUUGAUUUGGAAUCAAUAAUUAUUUUAAAGUGGAGUCUGCCAUUUUGAUAUAUAUAAGAGUUCACAAAGUCCUAAACUCUAUUAAAUACCUAUAUACAGAUGUCUUGAUGAACUACUAACUUGAAACACUGUUCGUAUGUUCCUUUUUUGGUGUGCAGUUGUGGUCUACUACAUCCACCUAAAUAUGUAACUUAGUACAAUUUUAACGUUUACAGUAAGUGAAAGAGAACACUGGUUUAAGUGACAUUAUAAAGAAAUUCUGAAUCUAGUUUACUUACCCAACCCGAAUAUUUACAUAUAGAUACAUUGUUAUAAUCAGUGAUCGUACAUUUUCCAGCAUUUUUGGCGCAGCGGAGUGGUGUUAACGGAAUUGGUAUACCUAAAUAAUUUCAAUCCUAAUGAUUAAUUAGCGUUAAUUACGUUAAUUUUAACCUUAAUUUACCAUUUCAGUUCAAAUUAUCUAUACCAAUUCCGUUAACACCACAGAAGCUCCAAAAAUGCUGGAAAAUGUACGAUCAUUGGUUAUAAUGGGUCUGCUGUUUGCAACUGGUCUGAUUGAAAAAAAAAAAUGUUUAAUACUGCAUGUACACUAAGAAUAGUUGUUUGCUCGAUUUAACGUAUUAGGCAUAACUGGUGCAAUCAAUUAAAUUGUAUUUGUAUGUAUUUAAAUGAGACAGAAAUGAUAAAUAUGAACGUUACAUAAGUAUGUGCACUUCUAAUGUGAAAUAAUACAAAUAAGUGUUGGUCUGUAUGUAAAAGUAGUAAGUCCAGAUUUGUUGUUUACAGUGUUGAAUCAAUGUGUACCUGUACCGUUUACUGACUGUUUCAUAUUGACUCAUAAGAUAUGUAUAAAAAUAAAUAAAGUACAAUUUAAGGCAAUAGGUAGCAUACAUAAUUUUUCGCCUCACCAGCUUAUAAAGGCUCUCUUUUUUCUUCAAAAACUGAUGAAAAACUUGCCUUAAUCCACAAGAGUGGCAAAGUUUCGAGUUGUUUCUUCAUUUUCGCUAGUAGAUAUACCUCAUAAGUGAUGAUUUUGAAUAAUACAUGUUUAAUAACGAUGGUUGCUUCGUUGGUUGAUAUAAAAUGAUUUACAGUUAAUAUUUUCCUCGCGUUGGUGUGGUGAAAAAUUUUGUGUUUCCCUCGGGAGCAAUGUUUGUUUAACCCUCGGGCUUUGAACCUCGAAAUUUUCAAGAUUCUACUUCUCGAAACAUCUUACAAAUUUUGGAAUCUUUCGCUUGCUCCGGUAUAAAUAUUAGCACGAGGGGUUAAAUAACAUCCUUGUCCCCUUGUAAAACAAUUAUGGCACCUUAUUAAAAACUAAAAAGUUAUCUAUAGAGUGGUACCUACUGUUUGUCUUAAGAACGACAUUUAAUGUCAUUACAUAAAUUGUCAUAAAGCGAAUGGUGAAGUAGCGAGGAUUUAUGAUACCUACUCUACAAUUUAACAAACUCCGUCCAGGCGUGAACCGAAAAUCUACAUUUGUUGUCAAAGUUAGCAGAUCUAAAUUAAGAUACCUACUGAGCUGUGGCGACUUGUUGGCGUAGCGUUAGAGAUCUGGGCUCAUUAACCUUUUGAGACUGGUUGUUUACAGUUUGCUCUUUUUCCUAAGCGUUUGCCAAUCUCUUCCUUUUAGGCUAUCUUCGGACAGUCGCUGCAACUUGUAGAUACAUAUUGAUUAAAUUACAAGUUUUAAAAAUAGAGAUCUAUACUGAUUGUGUAGUUUUUAUACUUAUCAGGUGAUAUAAUUGCCGUUCAUAUGUACGAUCCGCUUGCAUACAAUGUACUCUUAUCAUUGAUACCCGACUGAAUGAUCAAGUCUCGAUCGAGCACUACUUGACGGAUACGUGUUAUGUAGGUUGGUAGCUGUUAUGUUAGUAGGGUUCAAUAAUGUUACGGCUACUUUUGUUUAAGGCCGUAUGACGGAUGUUUACAAAGAAAUGGGACCUUAGAGGUAUAAGAGAGCCAACAUAAAAUGCGGGCCCUGUUGUUGUGUACUACAAAUAUUAAAUGUACUAAACUCUGUUUAGAUUUCACAGAUAUUAGGUAUUUAAGUAAAUGACGAGAAUGAAUUUACCUUCUUCAACCUUACUUACUAAAAUUUACUCGUAAACCAGUGGUUUUUAAACGGUAGUCCUCGGGCACUGGCAAUCUACGGAAGCACCUGAAGUGGUACCUACCCAAAUGUAUAAUCAGAACAACUAUUAGCUGGCUGACUUUGUCGAGUGGCUCUUAGAGCCAAAAGGUUAAGGAAAGGUGUCAUUUCCGUAUCUUUGAAUUGUAAACGGAGUUUAGGUAUUAGGAAUAUGUAAGUACUAGAAUUGGCACGGUAACUAUAUGUAAUAUAAAACUUAUAAAACGCCGAUGAUGCAUCUGCUCAAGUGUUAAAUGUUGUUUAUGAUAUGUGUAUGUAGUUAUUAAUAGAUAGUGUUGUUAGGAGUAGUUAAUAAAUGGGCAUUUUCAUGGGUUGUGACACGAAUAUGUGAAGCCAUUUAUACAUUCUAGUACACCGUGUCACUAGUUAUGUCAGCUACAUUUUACGGAUGUGAAAACUCGGAUUUUCCUUGUCAUAAAAGGAGACAAGCAACAUACUCGAAAUAGAUUAAUAAUACAGGACGUGGGCGUAAUUAUACCUAUAGUACAAUGUAAGUGGAAGUGUUAAGGCCAUGCCCACUGUCUACCUAUACUUGCUACUUCACAACAAUAGACGAUGAAAUAACCUAAACUCUUUUUAGACGAAUUGAUUGAUGCCAUUAGUAUUUGUUGCAGCUACUUAUAGACACUAUCAAACAUGCUCAACAAAUAUUAUGUCGUACUAUCAAUUGUGCGUGUAGGACGCAUGUUGCUACGUGUUGAUAAGAUGAUAAGUUGAUAACGUGGGCCAUUAAAGAGUUUCAUUUCAUUGAAUAGAAAUAAUAACUUGUCUGUCGGGGUACCAACCCUAUUAAAUAGAAUAGCGAAGUACCUUAUGUUUGGAUAAUGAUCCGCUCAUUUGUAUAAGAUCUAUUACAAAAUAUUUGCAAAAGUGUAUCAAUCAUUAAUCCUUUGUACGUAACCUGCAGUCAGGGCCUCACCAAUUAUCUUGUAAUUAAAAACGAAAUGAACUUUGAAGUCAAGGGGACUAUUCUGAAGUUUGCUUACUCCACAAGUCCACAUGUUAUUCUUUGCGAUAGUUACGUGUUUUACACUGGAUACAUUUGAUGUAUCAACCCUAUGUCAGUCGUCAAGCAACGCAAGUGCACAUUCGAGUGUAAGAGUGACAUUCCAUUUCCAACUGCAGCUGCAAUACUGUUCAUUUUACUAUGGAAACGCGUCGCUGUCAUUGUCAAUUUCCAUAGAAAAUGAACAGUAUUGCAGCUGCAGUUGGAAAUGGAAUGUCACCUUUAAUCGUAUUUCAAUGUGAUGUGGAUAGAUGUAAUUCCUUACUACCGUAAUCCUCAAUGUAUUCAUUGUUGUCAACCAACAAAUCCACAAUCCACAAACUCCUACGUCUAGAAAAGAGAAUAGUGUCUCAAAGUUGUUGUGGCAAAUAAUUGUACAUACAUUGACAUUUAAUGUAAUAAAAUAAAAUUGAUAUGAUUGAAAA
This is a messenger RNA of Cydia fagiglandana, 9251 nucleotides long. It is a transcript of the gene MET1, whose product is annotated as basic helix-loop-helix ARNT-like protein 2. The coding region runs from base 271 to 1836 and encodes 521 amino acids. The transcript has a single exon. Gene Ontology annotation, cellular component: cytoplasm; transcription regulator complex; nucleus. Gene Ontology annotation, biological process: regulation of transcription by RNA polymerase II. The record is from RefSeq and is a predicted model, not a curated record. Gene Ontology annotation, molecular function: protein dimerization activity; DNA-binding transcription factor activity, RNA polymerase II-specific; RNA polymerase II cis-regulatory region sequence-specific DNA binding. NCBI's taxonomy places the organism in Eukaryota, Metazoa, Arthropoda, Insecta, Lepidoptera, Tortricidae.